Messenger RNA from Stegostoma tigrinum, 3448 nucleotides. RefSeq names its product ral guanine nucleotide dissociation stimulator-like 1. Gene Ontology annotation, biological process: Ras protein signal transduction; positive regulation of GTPase activity. The record is from RefSeq and is a predicted model, not a curated record. Gene Ontology annotation, molecular function: guanyl-nucleotide exchange factor activity. NCBI's taxonomy places the organism in Eukaryota, Metazoa, Chordata, Chondrichthyes, Orectolobiformes, Stegostomatidae. Gene Ontology annotation, cellular component: plasma membrane. The transcript has 14 exons. Bases 1994 to 3331 code for a protein of 445 amino acids.
CAAUGUCUGCUUUUCUUUCAGCUUGUCGGCUUCUGUAGUUUGUUCUUUUACAUUAAAGAAACAGUUGGCUGUUGUUCUAAUAUUUGCUCUGUUCUUAGUGUUGUUAAAAGAAAUUUUAGAUGGUAGAUCGUGGUUCAUGCUGCAGGCCUUCUGCUGGAUCUGAAACCUGGAGGCCUUGGCCGAUUCCAGCGGUGACCAAUGAAGAGAUUAUUGCCGGGUUACUCACCAGUUGACGGUUUGGCUCAGUUUUGACAGCUGCUGGUCCAGUGAAAGAGAAGGCAGAUCAGCAUCUUUCUCAGCCCAACUGUUAAUGCUGAUUGUCACUGAGGUUAUGUAAGUGGGCGCCAUCAGGGAAAUGAGGGAGGCAGUCCUUAGAUGUCAGGGAGAGCCCAGGUGAAAAAGAGAACUGGCCCAUGUCACAUAGCUUUGCAAUGUGUAGGUGGUAAACUCCCUCCCUGCCAUUUUCCUAAUCCUCCCACCUCCAAUUUAAUUGUCAGCGAAUUAUUGGCCAUGCAUUAACACACAGUCUUUAAUGGAAUAUUUCUUGUUCAAACAUUGGACUGUGCACUGCUGGUAAAUAUAUUGAAAAACUUGACUCUCUAACUCUGUUUGCAGUGUUAUUACAUGUCCCACCUCCCCGCAUCGCCCAAAAAAAUCCAGACCAUUGUGCUUUGAGAACUUGUGUGAAAGUUGAAAUUCCUUCUUCCUUGCAACUCCCCCAGCUUCUCUUCCAGACUCAACUCCUGUCACUUGCAAACCACCUGUUAGAGCUUGGAAGGGAAAAACAAAUCUCGAUCUAUUGUAGUUACAUACAUCAGAAAUGUUGCCUGUUUAACAAAUCCAGUUGAAUAGGACUUGAAAACUUGAGAGGGCUUGUCAUCUGAAGAGUGGUUGAGGGUUUUGGUUCAGUUUAGGAUGGAGUUUAGAAGGAUGGGAGGGAAUUUCAUUGGCACUUACAGAAUAUUGAGAGGCCUGGAAGGAUUGUACAUGGAACAGAGAAGAUGUUUCCACUCAGAGGAGAGAUUAGGACAUGUGGGCACAGUCGCGGAGUGAAGAGGCCAACCUUUAGAACGAAGGUAAGAAAGAAUUUCUUCAGUCAGGGAGUGGUUAAUCUGAGGAAAACAUUGCAGGAAGCCGACGUCAUUAGGACUAUUUAAGAUAGAGAGAGAGAUGGGUUCUUGAUUAAUAAGGGGAUCAAGGGUUUCAGAAGAAGGCUGGCGAUUGGGCUUCAGAAACGUCACAGCCAGAAUUGAAUGGCAAAGCAGACUGAGGAGGUCGAAUGAGCUAAUUCUGCCCCUAAAUCUUAUGGUCUUAUGGAUUUGACACUAAAUAUUUCAAUGGUCCUUUUGUGAGGAAGCCACUUCUGGGUGCAAGUGCUUGUUUAAAAUGUCUUUAAUUUUUGCCUUAUAUAGUCAGGAAGGCAAAUGCAAUGUUGGCAUUUAUUGUGAAAAGACAUGAAUCUAAAAACAGGGCUGUACCUCUGAGGCUUUAUAAGGCUCUGGUCAGGCCAUACUUGGAGUACUGCAUGCAGAGUUGUGCCCCAUAUCUCAGGAAGGAUGUACUGUCCCUGGAACGGGUUCAGAGGAGGUUCACGAGAAUGGUCCAGGGAAUGGAAACCUUAAAAUAUGAGGAACGGUUGAUGACUCUGAGACUGUACUCAUUGGAGUUUAGAAGGAUGAGGGGUGAUCUAAUUGAAACUUUCAGAAUACUGAAUGGCCUGGACUGAAUGGUUGUUGGGAAGAUGCUUCCAUUGGUAGGAGAGACGAGGCCCCGAGGGCACAGCCUUCGAAUGAAGACAAGACCUUUUAAAUUGGAGAUUUGCAGAAACUUCUUCAGCAGAUAGUUUUGAAUCUGUGAAAUUCACUGCCACAGAAGGCUGUGGAGGCCAGAAAAUUUAAAACUGAGACAGAUAGGUGCCUGAUUAUCACGGGGAUCAAGGGCUAUGGGGAGAGAGCAGGAGAAUGGGGUUGAGGAACUUAUCAGCCAUGACUAAAUGGCAGAACAGACUCAAUGGGCCGAAUGGCUAAUUUCUGCACCUAUGUCUUUCGGUUUUGUGGUCUUAAAUAAUUGCAGGUCUAAAAUCUUUGAGAGCCCAAACUCUGAGAAAGAUGAAGAACCAAGUUCACCAAAAGAGACAGCAACAAUUUCAAAUUCUGGAAAUGUUGACAGUGCAAAUGGUGAGGAAAAUGGAAGUUGUGGUUCUUCAGGAUCCAGCGAAAUAAUUGCUCAAAGAGAAGAAGGAACAAUCCAGAAUAAUUUUGAUUUGGAGGAGGUCCAACUUCAAAAGGAGCAAGAAGGCGUUUGCAGCAAUUGCAGCUGUGAAAGCGUCGAGUCUGAACACGGUCCGAAUUCUGAUGAAAUUCAGAAUUUAAGUUCACCAGAAAAGGGAGCGACAGUCAAGAAAAGCAUAGACUUCAACAGAUCAAGCUUUCUAGAAGAAUAUAAUUUCAGUCCUGCAGAAAAGGAAACACUAAUGAAAAUUGCUAUACCUGAAAUUCUUGAAAUCUGGCUGGAGGAGUCUGCCGAAGACUUUCGUCAAGUUCCAACUUACUCUUGUCUCCGGAAGGUACUUUGCUACUUGAACCAGACAGUGCCGGGGUCAGAUGCUGAACAUCGGGCCCAGAAACUCCUGAGUCGGUUUUUGGCGGAGGAAACAGCGGAGAAAGAGAUGUUCAAAGGCUACCGUAGAAGAGUUAGAUUCUAUAUUGGAGAAGAACACGACCAAACCAUCGAACAAGUUGACGAAAAGCUCCUGUCCUACCCAUCACGCUUCAUUGCAGAGCAGCUGACUUUUAUGGAUGCUGAUCUUUUUCGGAAACUUGUGCCCAGCCAAUGUUUAGGGUCCAUCUGGUCUCAACGAGGGAAGGAAGAAAAACAGCAUCUGGUAUCAACCGUCCAGGCCACCAUUACACAGUUCAAUAAUGUUACAAAAUGUGUCACCAGCACCAUAUUAAGACCUCAACAGCUGAAACCACGGCAGAGGGCUAAAAUCAUUGAGAAAUGGAUUGAUGUUGCCCAGGAAUGUAUGAUUUUGCAGAAUUUCUCGUCAGUGCAUGCAAUUUCUACGGCAUUGCAAUUGAAUAGUGUGUUCAAUUUGAAGAAGACUUGGGCAGCCGUGUCAAAGAGCAGUAAGACAACAUUUGAAGACCUUUCAAAUAAUGAAGAAGAUAACUUUAUAGCAAGUAGAGAGCUGCUAAUGGAGGAUAUCGUUCAGGGAAUUGUGCCGUACCUGGGAACUUUCUUAACAGAAUUUUCAGCGCUGGAUUCGGCUUUCCCGAAUUGCCAUUCAAAUGGCUUGAUCAACUUUGACAAGAGACAAAAACUCCUCUGAACUCGAGAAACCGCCAAAGCCCAAAAAGAGUGUGUUUAAACACCUCAGCUGCCUGUUUUCAAAGAGAGGUGUUAAAAUACACAACACUCAAACUAAAAGCUCUGAGCAGCGAGCAUC